Messenger RNA from Coregonus sp. 'balchen', 15263 nucleotides. The record is from the annotation of a GenBank genome assembly. NCBI's taxonomy places the organism in Eukaryota, Metazoa, Chordata, Actinopteri, Salmoniformes, Salmonidae.
CACGGACCGGAUAAGGUUUUGCGCAGUUCGAUUGUCAUGCCGUGGUAGCUAGUUUGUGUUGGAGUAUCAGGUACUCUUGAGUUUUUAAUUGACUGGUAUUGUCACCUUAGCAUAUUACCAUAGUUUUAGUAAUAGUUUACUUUUGCGUAAUUACUUUUUCCACAUGGUUAGCUAACGUUACGGCCAGUUUAACUUGACUUGCUAGUUAGCUGCAGUGCAGGGCUAGCUGUCGUCUGCAUUUGUCAGUCAUAAAAUACAGCUCGCCAAGUUUAGCUGGGUAGCUAUGUUUGCUUAACUUGUCAUGAAUUUUCCAUGGAUGUAUCUGGAAAUGUAUCGUUUAAUGAUAAUAGCUAUGGUUGUUGCUUUUCCUAAUGUGUUACUGCAACAUUGCAGUAGUAUUUUGUUGCUGACACAUGGAUUUCUAGCUAGCUAGCCAUAAUGUAUUAAGUAAAGCUACCACCCUUGUUCAAGCCAGCCAAAAGCCGAGACCAGUGUCAACUCUAACGUUAAGUGUUAAAGCAAGCAACUGUCUGCCACGUUAGAUAAUAAUGGUAGCUAACUUACCAACUAAUGUGAUGUUUAUUUCAGAGGGAGUUAUGGAGACUGAGACAACCCCAAAUAUUCCUACAGAAAGCCAUGGACAUGGGAUGAAUGGGACUGAUAAAGGCAGAGCUGCUAUUAAAACCCAGUAAGUGUGCUUCCCGUUGCUGCUUGGCUGGAAGAAAACGUCCCUCAGUGGAUACAAUUGGCUGCCCCAGACCAUCACCAGUCUGACAUGAGUACUGAUGGAACAGGGAUUAUAUUUAUAAUAUUAAUAGCCUAAUAAUGCUCCUUUUACUUGAUCUCCUUAUUAUUAUGAUCAUUAUAAUAUGUAAUGUCAUUAUCAUUAGUAGGCUUAGUAUAGCAGCCUUGUAUAAUCACAUUUACAUUUACAUCAUUUAGCAGAUGCUGUUAUCCAGAGCGACUUACAAUUUGGUGCAUUCAACUUAUGAUAGCCAGUGGGACAACCACUUUAUUUUUUUUAUGGGGGGAGGGGGGAUACUAUUCCAUCAAGGUGUAGGCCUAAGAGCACAUCCUGUUUUGUUUUAAUACUGUAACUUACUUAGGCCUACAUUUCAAUACUUAUAGGCUACUAUAUUAAUCAUUCAUUUGUUUGUGCCAUCACACAGCAUACGAGUCAUUCAUGAUUUGAAUUGCAAUCAAGCCUUUUAGUUUUAAAAUAAAAUAACAAAGCGACCUUUGAAUAAUUAGCGUAAACGAUGCAACUGUUUUUAGUCUUUGCUGGUACUCUUAUAAUUUAUUUAGUGUUUACAUUGUUCCAAACAAAUUAUAUUGUAAUCUAACAGCACCUGUUUGGCAUGCGGCACUUGCUCCUUACCUGAUCUCCAGUAUUUUCCACAACUAGUCAAAUUUAUUCCACACAUCUGACUUCCCCUUUACCUCCUGAGCAACCAAACAUUCCCCCGUUUUGAGUUUGUCACGUCAUCUGUAUCCAUUUUGCUGUGUUACGGUGUUCAGACAUUGUUAUAACCAAUUGAUUCAUGGGAUUAGGAUAUGCUAUAGUCAGGCUCUAUUUGCCUCAUGCAUGCUAUGCAUACGUGUGUCACGUAAAGAGAGCAAAGAUUGAAGGAAUAGGGAAUGUUUUUCCUAAAUAAAUGAGGGAUUUUGUUAAUCACUUUUCAUUAAGAAAUGGCUGUAAUUAUGUUGCAGCUUCAGCAACACGGACACCGCGAUAAACACUGUUGAUGUUCUGUGGUGGUAGCUGCAGCAGGGAGGAGAGGGAGACAAGACACUCGCUGUCAUUUUUUUUUAACACAAAGCAGCAAGUCUGAGCCCGGCCUAGCACAAUCAAAUCAAGUGCGGUCGGAUUCCCUCUAGUCAUCUGUGUGUGAUAAUUAUUUCAUCUAACAGUGUGCUUAAAGCAUCAUACAAGCUCAGUGCAUAUAUACUGAACAAAAAUAUAAACGCAACAAUUUCAAAGAUUUUACUGAGUAACAGUUACAGUGGGGAAAAAAAGUAUUUAGUUAGCCACCAAUUGUGCAAGUUCUCCCACUUAAAAAGAUGAGAGGCCUGUAAUUUUCAUCAUAGGUACACGUCAACUAUGACAGACAAAAUGAGAUUUUUUCUCCAGAAAAUCACAUUGUAGGAUUUUUAAUGAAUUUAUUUGCAAAUUAUGGUGGAAAAUAAGUAUUUGGUCAAUAACAAAAGUUUCUCAAUACUUUGUUAUAUACCCUUUGUUGGCAAUGACACAGGACAAACGUUUUCUGUAAGUUUUCACAAGGUUUUCACACACUGUUGCUGGUAUUUUGGCCCAUUCCUCCAUGCAGAUCUCCUCUAGAGCAGUGAUGUUUUGGGGCUGUCGCUGGGCAACACGGACUUUCAACAACCUCCACAGAUUUUCUAUGGGGUUGAGAUCUGGAGACUGGCUAGGCCACUCCAGGACCUUGAAAUGCUUCUUACGAAGCCACUCCUUCGUUGCCCAGGCGGUGUGUUUGGGAUCAUUGUCAUGCUGAAAGACCCAGCCACGUUUAAUCUUCAAUGUCCUUGCUGAUGGAAGGAGGUUUUCACUCAAAAUCUCACUAUACAUGGCCCCAUUCAUUCUUUCCUUUACACGGAUCAGUCGUCCUGGUCCCUUUGCAGAAAAACAGCCCCAAAGCAUGAUGUUUCCACCCCCAUGCUUCACAGUAGGUAUGGUGUUCUUUGGAUGCAACUCAGCAUUCUUUGUCCUCCAAACACGACGAGUUGAGUUUUUACCAAAAAGUUAUAUUUUGGUUUCAUCUGACCAUAUGACAUUCUCCCAAUCCUCUUCUGGAUCAUCCAAAUGUACUCUAGCAAACUUUAGACGGGCCUGGACAUGUACUGGCUUAAGCAGGGGGACACAUCUGGCACUGCAGGAUUUGAGUCCCUGGCGGCGUAGUGUGUUACUGAUGGUAGGCUUUGUUACUUUGGUCCCAGCUCUCUGCAGGUCAUUCACUAGGUCCCCUCGUGUGGUUCUGGGAUUUUUGCUCACCGUUCUUGUGAUCAUUUUGACCCCACGGGGUGAGAUCUUGCGUGGAGCCCCAGAUCGAGGGAGAUUAUCAAUCUUGUAUGUCUUCCAUUUCCUAAUAAUUACUCCCACAGUUGAUUUCUUCAAACCAAGCUACUUACCUAUUGCAGAUUCAGUCUUCCCAGCCUGGUGCAGGUCUACAAUUUUGUUUCUGGUGUCCUUUGACAGCUCGUUGGUCUUGGCCAUAGUGGAGUUUGGAGUGUGACUGUUUGAGGUUGUGGACAGGUGUCUUUUAUACUGAUAACAAGUUCAAACAGGUGCCAUUAAUACAGGUAACGAGUGGAGGACAGAGGAGCCUCUUAAAGAAGAAGUUACAGGUCUGUGAGAGCCAGAAAUCUUGCUUUUUUGUAGGUGACCAAAUACUUAUUUUCCACCAUACUUUGCAAAUAAAUUCAUUAAAAAUCCUACAAUGUGAAUUUCUGGAUUUGUUUCUUCUCAAUUUGUCUGUCAUAGUUGACGUGUACCUAUGAUGAAAAUGACAGGCCUCUCUCAUCUUUUUAAUUGGGAGAACUUGCACAAUUGGUGGCUGACUAAAUACUUUCUUCCCCCACUGUAUUUCAAUCUAGAAUACAACGCAGUUCAUUAAAAGUUGGACUAACACCUUACAUGUUGCGUUUAUAUUUUUGCUCAGUAUAGUUGAUUUGAUUAAAACAGAUAUGAUGUGUCUAUAUAUAGAAAAAUACAUGUUUAAAGAUUUCUACCAAUCGAUUGGACUCUCGGCCGACCAAUAUAUUUUUUUGUCGGGGACAGCCCUAAUCUUAACGUAUUCGGCCUACCUGUUGAAUUGUCUCAAUUAUAUAUCAAUGUGAUCAGCAUUCUCUGUUUUCAGGUUUCUCACAACCAAAGAAAAGUUCCAUGAGUUACUGGACUCUGGAGGGAAGGAUCCUAACGGUGACAAGGCCAUCGACGAUGCAGGACCAAAAGAGAUGGCAGAGGACUCUCUGGAAGAGCCUCAAGAGAAAAAAUGUAAAGUAGACCCGGAUGAGCAGGAGAGGACGGGGAAACAGGACAGCAAGCGAAUGCGAGGACAGAACAAGUCCAGACCGCACAUGAAACCCACGAGCUACGACAACAGACGACUGUGUCCUUCCAUCAUUCAGGUAGGACUGUCACUUUAGCGGCUAGAUGAAAGGGCCAACUACUUUUCAUGCAACCUGGGACUCCCCGCAAGUCAUUUCAAUUGUGUUUUUCCUUUACCUAUCAGGAGCAUGGUCAAUUGAGUUUGCUGUAGACCUAAUUGUUAAUCAACACCAAAUAGUGUUUUUUAUAUUUUCUCAUUGAACUCCCCCAGGAGCGCGAGACCAAAUGUGUUUACGGCGACAAAUGCAAGUUCUUCCAUGACGUUGCUGAGUACAUGGCCUCCAAGCCCGCCGACGUUGGAGAGCACUGCUACCUCUACGACACCUUCGGGAAGUGCCGCUACGGCCUGAGCUGCCGGUUUGCCCGGGCCCACACGAGCGCUGACCUCAAAAACCUAGUGAACGAGGACUGCGUGAAAGCCAUGGAGGGGAGAACGCCAGUGAGGAAUAGCCUGGACAAGGACCUGCAGUGGCGCCUCCGCAAGAAGGUGGUCCCCUUUACAGCGUCUGAAGCCUACAUGAAGACCAUUUUCAAAGGCGGACACAAAGCAGGAGAGGGCUGGAAAAAAGCUGCAGCAGUAGAGAACGGUAAGGCUCGGUGGGUCUGCCAUUUUGUGGAAGCGAUAUGUCACCUGGGUUAUAUUCAUUAGUCAUACACCGUAGCAAAAUGUUUUGCACUGUAGAAAAAUGUUUUGCAACGAAAACAAGAGUUUCUAUUGGACAAAUUCAGGUAGGUCCCUCUACGUUUGCUUCUGUUUGGUUAUGUUUGGUUCCUAGUAAAUACACUCCUGGUGGUUUUGCGAUGUAUCACCGGCUGAUAUUCGCAGGAAUUUCACUGUUUUUAGUUGCAGAAUUGGCCAUAUAUAUUUGUUUGGUCAGUUUUCUUUCUGUACCACUCUCAAUGCCAAACCCCAUUUCAAGUAGCUUUACAGUUUGUAAAGACUUAUCAGGUGUAGAGAUGGUGUUAGAAUAAGUUAAAUGGAUUAAUUAAUUUAUUAAAUAUUUAUAAUUUGAUUUUCACGCUAAUCAGGUGUUGAUGAUAAUUCUCUGAAAGUUCAAAGUUUUAUCUCCCUUAGCUGAUAACUGUUGCUCAGCGGCGGUCCACUCUCAGUGUUCUGAAGGGAAGAAACCACAAACAGACAACCAGGGAACUGAGGUACAGUAGCAACACUAUUACACUACAACUACUACUACAUUUAUCACAAAGUGCUUAACAGCGACCUGGGCCUUAAUCUUCAAAGAGCAAGUAGAGUUGACAGUGGCAAGGAAAAAACUGCCUGGCUGGGAAAUAUAAUAAAUAGAUCUGUGCUAUUUGGGAAGCCCUUCCCGUGGCUGGUAAUUUACUGUAUGGUGUCUAGAAGGGUUUUCCUCAACAAGUUGUUUACUUUUUGGAAAAUUGCAGGUUAGCCAGGAGAACCUGGCUCUAGUGAAAACCAUUGGGCCGUUGACUGAUGCUGAUGUUAUAAAGCUACGACAAUGUGAAAAGAAGCAGGUAUGUUUGAGCCGCUUGACUUAAACACAGUGCAAGGUAUUUUGUCUUGCAUGUCGUGGAUCUCAGUGGCACUUUGUAUAUUAGGCUCAUUUAGAUAUUAACAGCCCAUUUUAAUAUUAAGAAGUUGUAUAAACCAAAUAGUAACGUUAUGUUUUUAUUCUUCCUAAAGGUGGACUUCAAAGACAAGCUGUAUCUUGCUCCCUUAACAACGGUAAGUCGGUCCUUGGAACGGAAUUGGCCACUUUCCCAGGCUGAUUAAUCCUACUCCUGGACUAAAACCCAUGCUCAACUGAAAAUCUCUUUUAAUAGGGUUUUUUAGUCCAGGAAUAAGCUUGUUCUGGGUCCGGGAAAGCGACCCAAUGUGCACAGACUAAUGGCUUGAUAUUUCAUAUUUCAUAUUCCAAACAGGACCACAAUGAAAAUAAGUGACUUUGUUUCAUAUAAUCUAUGAUUUUUAAUGUGUGUGUUGUUUUCUGCAUUAUGUAUUUUAGAAUGAUCUAAUAAAAUUCAUUCCUCUCAGUGUGGAAACCUGCCUUUCCGUCGUAUAUGCAAACGCUUCGGCGCCGACAUUACGUGUGGAGAGAUGGCCAUGUGUACCAACCUGCUGCAGGGCCAGUCAUCCGAAUGGGCGCUCCUCAAGAGACACGAGAGCGAGGACCUUUUCGGUGUGCAGGUUAGACCAGGCUGAAAGUGAUAGAUAUAUAUUUCUUUAAGGAGACCGGAUAACCAACGAUUAUCUACAUCUGAAUACUUACUUUAGCCCAUUGCUCCCCACGGAGCAUAGGCCAUCGAUAACUCCUCUCCAUUGAACUCUGUUCUGGGCAGUGUGCUUGAGCUUGUUCCACCCCAUGACGGUUUUAAAAGUGAUAGUAGAAGUGGUAGUAGAUCACUCAAGUUUGUCAGACAUUUCUUGACUUUAGUCUAUGUCCCUCGUUUGUGUAGAUCUAGAUGUUUGCCUCAAUCACAAAUUAAUGGGAAAGUUGGGCAUUAUCUUAGUCCAUCAAUUCAGAUCUAACCUCCAGGUAAUUUGAGCCCAAAGUAAAGGUCUUUGAAACUGUUUAAUUUUAAAGGUAGAAUCCUUAAUUGAAGCGAUAACAAAGCAUCACCCCACCUAUGUUUUGGUAAAAUGCUGAGGGAUGGGCCUGGAGAAAUGUAACCACUCUCAAAUGCAUAGAUGGAGCUAUGGAUGCAAGCACUGACCAACCAUGAUGUCAAAAUUAUUAUAAAAUAAUACAAUUAUAGUUUUAACUAUGUCUUGAUACAGUGUUUGUUUACAUGGUUUACAAACAUUGGAGUAAAACAAGCUUAUAUUUUGGGUUCUGAUGUGGUACGACAGUUGAACUAAGCUCAUGAGGUCUUUACAACUUUUAUAUAGCAACUAAGGAUUCUAGCUUUAAGGCCUUGGUCCUAACUAAAAGUCUGGUAAUUUACAAUUUUAGGUGGAGGGAUGCUUUCCUGACACGAUGACCAGAUGUGCAGAGCUACUCAACAACAAAAUCGACGUGGACUUUGUGGACAUCAACUCGGGGUGUCCCAUUGACCUUGUAUACAAGAAGGUAUAAUCUUCUGAAUCUUCUGGACAUUCUCCAUUGAGCUUGCUUUUUAGUCCAGGAUUUGUGUUAAUGUGUCUGGGAAACCGGCCCUCUAAAACAGAUGAUCAAUAUGAUCUUCCUUUCCCUUUCUUUAGGGCGGAGGUUGUGGGCUGAUGACGCGCACCAACAAGUUUGAGCAAAUCAUCAGAGGAAUGAACUCUGUAAGUGAUGCUUCUAUGUAGUAAAAUUCCUUAUUUGCUCAGCUAUGGUAUUGGAGAUGUUACACUACAUGCAGGCUCAAUCAAACGCUCAAAUCAUUUGAACGAAAACAAAUAUUACUUGAACUCAGAUCUGGUAUGUAAAGGGACUUUGUUGUUUUUUUCCUCAGGUUCUGGAUGUCCCUUUGACUGUCAAGAUUCGUACCGGCGUUCAGGAGAAGGCCAACAUCGCACAUAAACUCAUCCCAGAGAUGAAGAGGUGGGGGGUGUCCAUGAUCACGGUACGUGUGUCAGAAUGUAAUGCUGAAUCCUAAAUCGAUCUAGCCUAAGUAAACUGUUCUGUAUUGUUGGGGUGUUGGUGGUGUCACAGGCAGGGAUGUGUAGCAUAAGAGUAAUUUCAAAUCUCUAUGCAGUUGCAUGGCAGGUCCAGGGAACAGCGCUAUACCAAGUCAGCUGACUGGGACUACAUCAAUACCUGCUCCCAACUCGCCAGCCCCAUCCCACUCUUUGGUAAGUUCGAUUUUGAGAGUUUAUUAGUCACAUGCACAGGGUUGCAGAUGUAAUAGCAAGGUAGAGUGCAAUUCUUAAGCUCUGAGCUCCAACAGUGCAGGUCAAAAGGAAGUGAAUGAAACAAUAAAAACUAAAAUAAUAUUAUACCAUGGCGUUGUUGAAUACUUGUUUCUGAUUGGCUUCAAGGGCAUUCUAGAGCAUGCAUUAUUUCUCUAUAACGCACAGUAUAUUUGCACGGUAGAAUUCAAUGGCUAUAGUUCUUACAUAUUCUAUGUUUGAGAUGCUUUUGAAAGAAAAGGUCUAAUUGAAAACAUUGGCAUUGUUGAAUUCGAUUUUCGUAAUGGCAAGCUAGGACUUGGUUGGCUGUUUGUUUGGUUACCAAGGCAACUACUGUCGCUAUCUAGUAAACUUGCUAGCUACUUGAGUGGAUGUUGAACACAUUUCUACCUGCAAAUUAACACAUUUCUAGCUGUAAAUUAGUUAAAUUAUAGCAAUGGUAUGAAAGGGUUAUAAUCAACUCGGGGCUCUAUGCAUUCUCUGGAAGGUUAGUUCCACUCCGCUAGGACACACCUUCCACGUCAUUCAUUAUUUUCCAGAGAACACAUAUCCCCUCGUUGAUUGUCCCUUACAUAAUAUAUACAGUUGAAGUUGGAGGUACAGUUGAAGUCGGAGGUUUACAUAUACCUUAGCCAAAUACAUUUAAACUCAGUUUUUCACAAUUCCUGACAUUUAAUCCUAGUAAAAAUUCCCUGUCUUAGGUCAGUUAGGAUCACAACUUUAUUUUAAGAAUGUGAAAUGUCAGAAUAAUAGUAGAGAUUUAUUUCAGCUUUUAUUUCUUUCAUCAUAUUCCCAGUGGGUCAGAAGUUUACAUACACUAAAUUAGUAUUUGGUAGCAUUGCCUUUAAAUUAUUUAACUUGGGUCAAACGUUUCGGGUAGCCUUCCACAUGCUUCACAGUUGGGAAGGUGUUCUUCGGCUUGCAAACGUUAUCCUUUGUCCUCCAAACAUAAUGAUGGUCAUUAUGGCCAAACAGUUCUAUUUUUGUUUCAUCAGACCAGAGGACAUUUUUCCAAAAGGUACGAUCUUUGUCCCCAUGUGCAGUUGUAAACCGUAGUCUGGCUUUUUUAUGGCGGUUUUGGAGCAGUGGCUUCUUCCUUGCUGAGCGGCCUUUCAGGUUAUGUCGAUAUACAGUGGGGAGAACAAGUGUUUGAUACACUGCCGAUUUUGCAGGUUUUCUUACUUACAAAGCAUGUAGAGGUCUGUAAUUUUUAUCAUAGGUACACUUCAACUGUGAGAGACGGAAUCUAAAACAAAAGUCCAGAAAAUCACAUUGUAUGAUUUUUAAGUAAUUAAUUUGCAUUUUAUUGCAUGACAUAAGUAUUUGAUCACCUACCAACCAGUAAGAAUUCCGGCUCUCACAGGCCUGUUAGUUUUUCUUUAAGAAGCCCUCCUGUUCUCCACUCAUUACCUGUAUUAACUGCACCUGUUUGAACUCGUUACCUGUAUAAAAGACACCUGUCCACACACUCAAUCAAACAGACUCCAACCUCUCCACAAUGGCCAAGACCAGAGAGCUGUGUAAGGACAUCAGGGAUAAAAUUGUAGACCUGCACAAGGCUGGGAUGGGCUACAGGACAAUAGGCAAGCAGCUUGGUGAGAAGGCAACAACUGUUGGCGCAAUUAUUAGAAAAUGGAAGAAGUUCAAGAUGACGGUCAAACACCCUCGGUCUGGGGCUCCAUGCAAGAUCUCACCUCGUGGGGCAUCAAUGAUCAUGAGGAAGGUGAGGGAUCAGCCCAGAACUACACUGCAGGACCUGGUCAAUGACCUGAAGAGAGCUGGGACCACAGUCUCAAAGAAAACUAUUAGUAACACACUACGCCAUCAUGGAUUAAAAUCCUGCAGCGCACGCAAGGUCCCCCUGCUCAUGCCAGCGCAUGUCCAGGCCCAUCUGAAGUUUGCCAAUGACCAUCUGGAUGAUCCAGAGGAUGAAUGGGAGAAGGUCAUGUGGUCUGAUGAGACAAAAAUAGAGCUUUUUGGUCUAAACUCAACUCGCUGUGUUUGGAGGAAGAAGAAGGAUGAGUACAACCCCAAGAACACCAUCCCAACGGUGAAGCAUGGAGAUGGAAACAUCAUUCUUUGGGGAUGCUUUUCUGCAAAGGGGACAGGACGACUGCACCGUAUUGAGGGGAGGAUGGAUGGGGCCAUGUAUCGCGAGAUCUUGGCCAACAACCUCCUUCCCUCAGUAAGAGCAUUGAAGAUGGGUCGUGGCUGGGUCUUCCAGCAUGACAACGACCCGAAACACACAGCCAGGGCAACUAAGGAGUGGCUCCGUAAAAAGCAUCUCAAGGUCCUGGAGUGGCCUAGCCAGUCUCCAGACCUGAACCCAAUAGAAAAUCUUUGGAGGGAGCUGAAAGUCCGUAUUGCCCAGCGAUAGCCCCAAAACCUGAAGGAUCUGGAGAAGGUCUGAAUGGAGGAGUGGGCCAAAAUCCCUGCUGCAGUGUGUGCAAACCUGGUCAAGACCUACAGGAAACGUAUGAUCUCUGUAAUUGCAAACAAAGGUUUCUGUACCAAAUAUUAAGUUCUCCUUUUCUGAUGUAUCAAAUACUUAUGUCAUGCAAUAAAAUGCAAAUUAAUUACUUAAAAAUCAUACAAUGUGAUUUUCUGGAUUUUUGUUUUAGAUUCCGUCUCUCACAGUUGAAGUGUACCUAUGAUAAAAAUUGCAGACCUCUACAUGCUUUGUAAGUAGGAAAACCUGCAAAAUCGGCAGUGUAUCAAAUACUUGUUCUCCCCACUGUAGGACUCGUUUUACUGUGUAUAUAGAUACUUUUGUACCUGUUUCCUCCAGCAUCUUCACAAGGUCCUUCGCUGUUGUUCUGGGAUUGAUUUGCACUUUUUGCACCAAAGUACGUUCAUCUCCAGGAGACCGAAUGCGUCUCCUUCCUGAGCAGUAUGACAGCUGCGUGGUUCCAUGGUGUUUAUACUUACGUACUAUUGUUUGUACAGAUGAACGUGGUACCUUCAGGCGUUUGGAAAUUGUUCCCAAGGAUGAGCCAUACUUGUGGAGGUCUACACAUUUUCUUUCUGUGGUCUUGGCUGAUUUAUUUUGAUUUUCCCAUGAUGUCAAGCAAAGAGGCACUGAGUUUGAAGGUAGGCCUUGAAAUACAUCCACAGGUACACCUCCAAUUGACUCAAAUGAUGUCAAUUAGCCUAUCAGAAGCUUCUAAAGCCAUGACAUCAUUUUCUGGAAUUUUCCAAGCUGUUUAAAGGCACAGCCAACUUGAUGUAUGUAAACUUCUGACCCACUGGAAUUGUGAUAUAGUGAAUUAUAAGUGAAAUAAUCUGUCUGUAAACAAUUGUUGGAAAAAUUACUUGUCAUGCACAAAGUAGAUGUCCUAACCGACUUGCCAAAACUAUAGUUUGUUAACAAGAAAUUUGUGGAGUGGUUGAAAAACAAGUUUUAAUGACUCCAACCUAAGUGUAUGUAAACGUCUGACUUCAACUGUACAUAUUGACAACUGUAACAUAAUAAUUGACCAUUCUUCAGUUUCCUGGCAAGGCUGCCAUCAAUCCAUGGUUUUUGAUUCAGGUAAGUUGUGAAAGACCCCAUCGCUAUCACAUCAUCAAAUUAUUUUAUGAAUCCGGUGACUUAGCGUAUUUAUUAAUUUUAUCCUCAGAGGCGAUCUGGAACAAGUGAUCAAAACAGUCUUGGAGCAUGGAUUUUGAUUGGUCGGACCAGCGUUGUACAGACCUGACCACUGGAACAUCCCUCUUGAAUAUUUUAAUGUAGGCGGGGAGGAGCAAAAUGGAGUCGUGGUCAGAUUUGAGGAUGGAAUGGAGCCUUAUACCCGUGUCGAAAAGGCGUAUAGCAGUGGUCAAGCGUGGAAUUUGCGCGAGUUGGACCGUCAAUGUGUUGAUAAUUCGGGAGCACGGACCUCAAAUUACUUUUGUUCAAAUCCCCUGCGACAAUAAACGCUGCCUAAGGGUAUGCGGUCUCCAGCUUGUUCAGGGUCCAAUGAAGAUCUUUGAGAUACAUUUUGGUGUCUGCUUGGGGCGGGACGUACACAGCCAUGGCAAUAAUCCCUGGGAACUCUCUCGGAAGCUAAAAAGGGCGAUAUUUGAUGACCAUUUUUUCCAAGUCAGGAGAACAGAAGCUCGCAACUUCCUGUACGUUUUCCCCGUGGAACCACUUGUUAUUGGUCAUGAAGCAGAGCCCUCUGCCUUUGUUCUUGCCAGAGAGAGCCCGCUUCCUAUCCGCUCGAUGAACUGUAAAACCCACUGGUUGUAUAUAAUCAGUUUGUAUGUCUCAGUAAAACAGAGUAUGUUGCAGAAUUUGAUGGCCCUCUGGAAGGAGAUCCUCGCUCUGAGUUCACCAAGUUUAUUAAUUAAUGAUUGAACAUUGGCAGAGCCCUCCGCCUUGUGAGAUUGAGAUGCCACGCGACCCGUCCUCCAUUACCGAGCAUACUACUUGCCAAUGUUCAAUCAUUAAUGAAUAAACUUAGUGAACUCAGAGCGAGGAUCUCCUUCCAGAGGGACAUCAGAUUCUGCAAUACUCUGUUUUACUGAGACUUUGCUUUCCUCCGACAUACAAACUGAUUAUAUACAACCAGUGGGUUUUACAGUUCAUUGAGCAGAUAGGAAGGGGCGCUCUCUGUCAAUAACUAAGGCAGAGGGCUCUGUGUGUGUUCAUGCGUGCAUGUUUGUUUCUUUCUGUGUGUUUAGUGUGUGAGUGCACCUGAUAAACCUAAUAUCUCUUCUAUGCAGGUAAUGGAGACAUUUUGUCUUAUGAUGACGCCAUGAAGGCUAGAGAGACUGAAGUUUCGGGUAUUAUGCUGGCAAGGUUGGUAUCUUAAUGGAAAAGAAUAGACAUGCUUUGGAUUUCACACAAUUUGACUGAUCAGAGUAGUGCGCUCUGAUAGGAUGAGUGGAUACCGUAUAGCUUACUUUUAUCCAAUCCUUUCAGAUCUACAGAAGUGCAUAGGGAGGCUUGAUGAAGGGCUAUGGGUUGAUUUGUGAUGGGACGCACGUCCAAUUCAGUCCCUUAACUCAGUGUUUCUCAAACCUCUCCUCUGGGACCCCCCAGACGUGUCACAAUGUUGUUGUAGCCCUGAACUAACUCACCUGAUUCACCUAGUCAAGGGCUUGAUGAUUAGUUGACCAUUUGAAUCAGGUGUGCUAGCUGUGGAAUAGUUAAAAUACAUGGAACAGCUGGGGGUCCCCGAGGAGGUUUCGACUCCAGCUCUGGUUGUAAUACUUUUUCUCUCGGGCAGGGGUGCCCUCAUCAAGCCCUGGGUUUUCACAGAGAUCAAGGAGAGGCGGGACUGGGACAUCUCGUCCAGCGAGCGGCUGGAUGUCCUCAGGGACUUCACCCACUACGGCUUGGAGCACUGGGGCUCAGACACCCAAGGCCUGGAGAAGACCAGGAACUUCUUGCUGGAAUGGCUGUCCUUCAUGUGCAGGUGGGUACUCGUAUAUGCACGAGGUAUCAGGUGGUAUUCACACUGUAAUAAUGCUUAGAAACAUAUAAUAAUAGUUGUUUUAGGGCAUUAAAGGUUGAUCAAUAGUUUGGUAGGUGAAGACAAACAAACAAGAGAACCGGUGUGGUAGAAAUAUAUUUAACUCAAAAGUAUCUCUAAAAACAAACGGAGCUUGUGAAUUCAGAAUAGACUUGAUUAAAGCGAAACAAAGCCGAGCUGGUCCAUGGAGCAACUGCCUGCCCUGACUCGGAGCUCUCCUUUUAUACAGACACAAUGCAUAGUCAUGCUUAUACAACCUACACAGUUACUUCAUUAUAUGUACAUGAUUAACAUACUUCGGUGUCACAUGUUGUUUACUCACGAGGGCUACGUGCGCUUCUCUAAAUGGGGCCUCUGUCACUUAUCUCAUUAUUUUGGUGGCGUGUCUCAAGAAAUUAUAUACAUACAUACGUUAAAGAACAAUCACACUCUGUAUUGACUAUAUUCACUAUCCAGGCAUGCAUCUGGAGUACAAAGUAUCAAUUAUGUUCAUUCUGUUUUACCCUUUAUCAUUUCAUAACACAUUAUAAGACAUAUCAAUUAAUACUUAAACAUGGUUUACACAUGUCAAGUUCAUAACAUACAUUUAAGCCUUUCCCAACUGCCAUCCUCCCAGGACCCUGAGCCACUAUGGUUUUUCCUUGUGACUAUGUGCAUGUGGCUAUGUAUGUCAGGUCAUAAGCACAAACAAGUGAUAACACUAGUUCUAUUGUUACUCCAAUCUCCACACAGCCACAACGAGAAGUUGUAUCUCCAUCACAUGUCAUUGACACACCCAGACCAGCUGCGGGGAAUUAGAGGGAACCAUCCAUUAUCAGAAGCAGAGCAUUUGCACUAAAUAAAUGUCUCUGCUCUGUUUUAACCCUUUAAUUGGUUCUUAAUCCAUAAGCAUUUAAGGCAUAUAGGCGUUUCAUUCUACAACAUAUGUACUAGAAAAUCAUCCAUACCGGCGGGACUGUCACAAAAUCAUUUUUCUCUCUGUAUUUGCCGUCUUUCACAAAUCUAGAAUUCAACCAAUUCAAAAAUAUUCUUCAUUAAUUUAUAGCUGUAAACAUCAACACCUCAACACAUUUAAUGUGGACAUGCCAAUCUAACCCUCUCUCCUUUGUAAGGUACAUACCAGUUGGGCUGCUGGAACGAGUGCCCCAGAGGAUCAACGAGCGACCACCCUACUACUUGGGCAGGGACUACCUGGAGUCUCUCAUGGCAAGUCAACACGUAGGGGACUGGAUCAAGAUCAGGUGAAGAUCACUGUUGCUUAUCCUAACCUAGGUUCUUAUAGCCGCCAGUGUAUGCUAGUUCUCAUUCGCACUGACCUCUUGAAUCAAUCUCAGUAGUUGAUGUUUCCAAUUAAAAAUAGCAUAGUAGGAGGUUGCAAGAGCAAUGUCUCGUGUCUCAACCCUUGUUCUCGAGGGCUUUAUAUGGUGGCUUUUAGCUUAACCAGCCAAUACGAUAAGGAGCGCGCAUUAAUGCACUGUAAAAAUAUUCCCAUUUGUCAGUUGGUUUGAAUUAGUAUAGACUACCUCUAUACUAAUGUCUGCUGAAUAUCUGUUCAAAUUACACACAACAUGCUGAAUAGUUUAAUGGAAAAGGGUUUUUAAUAAUAGUCUAUGUUCCCCUUCUCCACAGUGAAAUGCUGCUUGGACCUGUACCCAAGAAUUUCAACUUUCUGCCCAAGCAUAAGGCAAAUGCUUACAAAUGAAUUGUGUGUGAAUGCUCAACAAAAUGUUAUGAUGGCAAAGCUUUUUUCAUAAUUUUAUUUCCAUUCAAGUCAGCAGUCCUGAAUAUACCUAUUACAUGAGUAAAAUACGAGUCAUUUCAAAAUGACGUAAAGUUUACAGUUGAAGUCUGAAGUUUACAUACACCUUAGCCA